AUGAAUUCAUGCUAUAGGUACGCCAUAUCUCGACCGAGCGAAUAUCUUGUGCUCACUGGAGCCGGGAUUGACGACAUCAAAGUAUGCAAGAAGGCAUUUGUGUGGCCACUUCAGCGGUGUUCGAGGAUAUCUGUAGCACCGUAUGAUUUCUCGCUUAGCCUACAGGCUAUGACCAUCGAGAAGCUGCAGUUUUCUCUGCCAGCAGUGUUUACCAUAGGCCCCGACAAUGAGCAGGGCGCACUCAGGAAAUAUGCGCUGCUUCUUUCGGGCUGUACAGACGAGGCUGAUCCUGCCCAAAAGAGGGACCUGAAUAGCAAAGCAAAGCAGAAUCAUGUCCAGGAUAUCGUUCGAGGAAUCAUCGAAGGUGAAACACGAGUGAUUGUUUCUAGCAUGUCCAUGGAGGAGAUCUUCAAGGAGAGACAGAUAUUCAAGACGAAAGUGAUCGAGAACGUUCAAAAUGAACUUCAGCAAUUCGGCCUAAGGAUUUACAAUGCCAACGUAAAGGAGCUUCAGGAUACCCCUGGAAGCGAAUAUUUUGCUUUUCUGAGUCGCAAGGCUCAUGAGGGAGCCCUCAACCAGGCUAAGAUCGAUGUUGCAGAGGCACGGAUGAAAGGUGAAAUUGGAGAGGCAGAGAAAAAGGGCAGAACUAAGCAGGAGAUCUCCAAGAUUGAUGCCGACACUGCUGUUCUAGAAACAAAGCGCAAGGCGGAGAAGGCCAAGGCAGACUCAGAGCUUACGAACCGCAAAACGGAACUGGAUGCUGAUGUCCAACUCAAGAAGAUCGCAGCUCAGCGUCAGACAGAAAUGAGAGACGCUGAGUUGCAGAAACAAGUGCAAAGCAAGCGCGCAGAGACGGAGUUGGAACGUCUCAGAGCCGAGCAGGUCACAAAAAGCAAGGUUGAGCGUGAGUCUUCCCAGGAAGAGGCCGACGCUGCCUUUUAUACGGAACAGAAGGCGGCGGAUGCAGAGUUGUAUAAGAGCAAAAUGGAAGCAGACGCAACCUAUUAUCGCCAGAGCAAAGACGCAGAUGCAGCUUUCUACACUCAAAAGCGAGAAGCCGAAGGAAUCCUCGAGAUGGCAAAGGCAUAUGGUGCGCUUGUUGAUGUUCUCGGUGGUCCUCAGGCGUUCCUGCAGUACAGAAUGUUGGAGUCUGGCACUUAUGAAAGGCUGGCCGAUGCAAAUGGUCGUGCCAUCAGUGGCCUCCAGCCGAAGAUCACCACUUGGAAUACCGGGGACCAUGGGAACGCUUCGCCAGAUGCGAUGGCACCGAUUCGAAAUAUUAUGCAGGGCCUCCCUCCUAUCUUGAGCACAAUCCAUGAACAGACCGGGAUAGCGCCACCGUCAUGGUUUGCUGAGAUGCCAAAGUCCAAGGAUUUGAACGGCAAGCCCCUUCAGACAGAGUCUCAUCCUUUGAAUUAA
This is a messenger RNA of Aspergillus vadensis CBS 113365, 1419 nucleotides long. RefSeq names its product flotillin domain protein. Gene Ontology annotation, cellular component: plasma membrane. Lineage: Eukaryota; Fungi; Ascomycota; Eurotiomycetes; Eurotiales; Aspergillaceae. Bases 1 to 1419 code for a protein of 472 amino acids. The transcript is spliced from 6 exons. The record is from RefSeq and is a predicted model, not a curated record. Gene Ontology annotation, biological process: protein localization to plasma membrane.